This is a messenger RNA of Oncorhynchus nerka (sockeye salmon), 5645 nucleotides long. RefSeq names its product vesicular glutamate transporter 2.1-like. Gene Ontology annotation, cellular component: excitatory synapse; synaptic vesicle membrane. NCBI's taxonomy places the organism in Eukaryota, Metazoa, Chordata, Actinopteri, Salmoniformes, Salmonidae. The record is from RefSeq and is a predicted model, not a curated record. The transcript has 12 exons. The coding region runs from base 379 to 2124 and encodes 581 amino acids. Gene Ontology annotation, biological process: monoatomic anion transport; regulation of synapse structure or activity; neurotransmitter loading into synaptic vesicle. Gene Ontology annotation, molecular function: L-glutamate transmembrane transporter activity; neurotransmitter transmembrane transporter activity.
UUUAUAGAAGCAACUCCACACACCGCUAGUUCCCGCUUUUACUGGUUGUUUCUUGUUUUAGAUUAUAUGGUUUUCACCGUAGACGCUUCUAACGUUUUUCUCUUUCGUUCGCUUUAGGAAUUAUCUGUUGAUUUUCAUUGCGAUGGCACUUGUACGUGAGGUGAACGAUUAGUUUAUAUGGGGAAUCAGAGCUCAUCUGAUUUCUCUCACAUGUAGGCGUUUUUACAGCGAACGACGCGUGAUAGGCUACAGAUCUUGUCUGCUUUUCUUAUCAAAUAAUCAGAUACAUCGCUUGCUCCACCGGUUUGUUCGGUCACAUUGCACCGUAACAUGAAGCUUAAACAGUAGACAUUUUUUAGAAAAACAUCAAAUUUGGAUAUGGAGUCCGUCAAGAUGAGAGCCAAAGAGGGGAUAAAGGAAUUUGGGGCGAAGACCCUGGGACAGAUGUACAAGGUGAUGGAGAAGCGACAGGGAACUGGUGAAGUUAUCGAACUAACAGAGGACGGCAGGCCCUCUGAGGCCCAGGAGAAGAAAGCACCCCUGUGCGACUGCACGUGUUUUGGGCUGCCCCGCCGAUAUAUCAUCGCCAUCAUGAGCGGUCUAGGCUUCUGUAUCUCCUUCGGCAUCCGAUGCAAUCUGGGCGUGGCCAUCGUGGGAAUGGUCAACAACAGCACUAUUCACAAAGAUGGGAAGAUCAUCAUCACAGAGAAAGCAAAGUUCAACUGGGACCCAGAGACAGUCGGUAUGAUCCAUGGUUCGUUUUUCUGGGGCUAUAUAGUGACGCAGAUCCCGGGAGGGUACAUAUGCUCGAGACUGGCAGCUAACAGGGUUUUUGGUCUUGCCAUUUUCCUUACCUCGACGCUCAAUAUGUUAAUCCCCUCGGCGGCACGGACGCAUUAUGGACUGGUCAUCUUUGUGAGGAUAUUGCAAGGGCUGGUGGAGGGAGUGACCUACCCAGCCUGCCAUGGGAUCUGGAGUAAGUGGGCUCCCCCUCUGGAGAGGAGUCGCCUGGCCACCACCUCCUUCUGUGGUUCCUAUGCUGGUGCUGUCAUUGCCAUGCCUCUAGCAGGGAUCCUGGUGCAGUACUCAGGCUGGUCCUCUGUGUUCUAUCUCUAUGGGUGCUUUGGGAUCUUCUGGUAUAUGUUCUGGAUCCUUGUGUCGUAUGAAAGUCCUGCUGUGCACCCUACCAUCACCCAGGAGGAACGAGUCUACAUAGAGGAGAGCAUCGGGGAGAGUGCCAAGCUCAUGGGCCCUGCUGAGAAAUUUAAGACCCCCUGGAAAAAGUUCUUCACCUCCAUGCCUGUCUAUGCAAUCAUCGUGGCCAACUUCUGCAGAAGCUGGACCUUCUACCUACUGCUUAUCAGUCAGCCGGCCUACUUUGAGGAGGUGUUUGGGUUUGAGUUAAGCAAGGUUGGCAUGGUGUCUGCCCUGCCCCACUUGGUGAUGACAAUCAUUGUGCCCAUUGGAGGGCAGUUGGCUGACUACCUACGCAGCAGGAACAUCCUGUCCACCACUACAGUCAGGAAGAUCAUGAACUGUGGAGGGUUUGGCAUGGAGGCUACACUGCUGCUGGUAGUGGGAUUUUCCCACACCAAAGGGGUGGCUAUUUCCUUCCUGGUCCUUGCUGUGGGCUUCAGUGGAUUUGCCAUAUCAGGAUUCAACGUCAAUCACUUAGACAUUGCUCCACGCUAUGCCAGUAUCCUUAUGGGCAUAUCCAACGGUGUGGGCACCCUGUCUGGCAUGGUAUGCCCAUUGAUCGUAGGUGCCAUGACAAAAAACAAGACUCGAGAAGAGUGGCAGUGGGUGUUCCUCAUCGCUGCUCUGGUUCACUACGGGGGAGUCAUCUUCUAUGGCAUCUUUGCCUCUGGAGAGAAGCAGCCGUGGGCCGACCCAGAGCUGACCAGCGAUGAGAAGUGUGGCUUCAUCGAUGAGGAUGAGCUGGCAGAGGAGACGGGCGACAUCACCCAGAGUUACAGUGCCCUGGGCGGCGGUCCGGCCAAAACGUACGGUGCCACUACGCAGAACGGGGGCUGGGCUGACAGCUGGGAUAAAAAGGAGGAGUUUGUCCAGGAAGAGGCAGAGGGAGGGCCGUAUGGCUACAGGCAGGACCAGGACUACUCCUAGAGACAGGAGACUCACUGACCAUCAAACGGUAGACUUAUUUUGUAUUGUUUACCAGUUUAGACGAAACGAGUCAAAAACCAAACAAAAAAGAUAACAAUCCAUUGUUGUAUGUUUGCACAAAUUCAAAUCAUUAUUUCAAAAGAUAAAAUUUGUUCAAAAGAUGAUUUUAUUGUACAAAUAAAAUACAAAAUAUAGAGAUGUAGCACAUCAAAUUGCCAGAUCUAUUUGUAAAUGUAAUAUGCAUAUAAAUUAUAGAUAUAUUUAUUUGGAGUGCAAUUGUGUGUAAGUGUGAACCAUUUCCACCUCAUCAAUCUGAGCUUCUUCAUUCUGGAGAAGCCUGUUAUGUACGAUCAGACAAGAUUUAACUGGCUUCCUGGAUCAUCAUGCCUAACUGGUUCUUAUUACAACUCCUCAUGAGCCAGCCAUUGCAGUGUAAAAGAAACAUGUCACUGUAAAAAGGGGACUUAACCAGGAAUGAGACUGUAUGUCUUAGGUUGUACAGUAUCUCUUCUGAAUGCACUGAAAGUAGUGUCCUUUCAAUGCAUAAUAUCAUUUUCUUUUUUUAUUAUGUGUUUGUAUAACUGUCUUUAACACAGAGGCAUAAAGAUACAAUAAUGUUUUGAAGAACAACAUAACACUUUCGCUAGUUGAUGUAAAAGUCUUAAGAUGCAUGAAAUAAAAGAAUGACGAAGCGUUGCGUGUUUACUGUGCCAUUUUGAGAGCUUGGGACUAUACGGUUCUAUCUGCAUUUUUUACAAAAUGGAGUUAGUGACAUAGCCUUGUUCUGUUCAAUGUUCUCUACCUAUAUACCCCAAUUCAAGUUGUUAAGUUCAAAAGAAUGCAAGAUAAAAAUAGCGGACACCAUUCAAACCAAUGAGGUGUUCUGAACUUUCAAGCCAAUUAUCUGUAAUGAACACGACAGAGAGCUGGUUUCAACCGCAGGGCGCAGCAGGUGUUUAUUGCAAAGGACCACAGUAGGAGGCAGGUAGCUGGGUCCAGGGGCAGGCAGAAGGUUAUACACAGGGGGUCCAACAAGGUAACAGUACAGGCAGGGAAAAGGCUAGUAACGUCGUCUGGGAGAUCAGGCAAAAGGUUGAUAACAGGAAAUCCGAUAGGCUAAAGUACAGGCAGAGAAUAGGCAAAAGGCAUCGUUCGUGAGGCAGGCAAAAACUAUCAUAUAUGGGAGGAUUACAUUAUGGGAAAACCAGCGCUCCCAAUAGAAGUGUGUCACAAAACAAACAAUACCUCACAAUGAUGGGGUGCAAAGAACUGAACUAAAUAGUGUGAGAUAACGACAUACAGGUGUGUGAACAGGUGAUCAGAAUUCAGGUGAUUGGGAUCUGGAGAGUGAGGGGGAUCUAUGUGUUUGAGAGUGUGAGUUGGAAGCAGACAUUACAUUAUCUAAGAAUCAUCUUUUUGCAGAUAGAACCUUAUAGUCCCAAGCUCUCGAUUUCAUGCCUAUAACAAUGUUACAUCUAUAAAUGUUUAUGAUUGGAGGUUACAAACAUUCAUAACUCGGUUAUGUAAUUCUUAUGUUCAUUAUGUCCGUUUUAUUGUCUGGUCAAUUCAAGUCAUUUCAAUGAGAUUUGUUGUUGUUUAAAGGUAAAUGUUUGUCUGAGGUGACUAAAGAAAUAUAACAUGGACAAUAUAAAGAAAUGCUGCCCGGCACUAUCAAGGGCCUGUGCAAUGCAGAGAAAGACCAGCCAGCCGAUCCAGAAGUAGCCAAUCAGUAUAUCUACUGUACAGACAGUCCGUCAGCAGGAGAUAUGUUUUGCUAAUGAAAAGGAAACAUUUUUAGACUGGGAUAGUGAUCCAGAUAGACAAUGUUGUUAAAGAACAUUAGAGCAUUACAGAAUUUUUAAAAACAUGACAGUAUAGCUGCCUAUGUAAUGUAUGUCACAUUGAACGUUUACCAUUCCUUAAAGAGUAGGUAGACAAUCAAAAGAGCAGCAAGACAUGAUUUAGCCAGUGUGUAUAGAGUGGGAAUGACCAGUGUAGAGAUACUGGGUUCCAGUCAAUGAUUUAUAUAUACACUCGAUGACUGACAGCGGCCUUGUUUAGAAGCCACCGUGCCUCCAUCUUGGCACUCCCCAACAUUGUAAUUAAAUAUUUUCGAAGCUAUAGAAAUUAAUUUAUUAUUGUCUACAUUUGUUUUUGCCACGUUUAUUCUAUUACAGAACAUUUAAUGAGUAAUUUUAAAUUAUAUUAUGUGAGCUAAACAUUUAAAAAAAUAUAUAUAUAUUAAAACAUUUUCCUUAAAAGUAUAAUGUUUUGAAAGUUCUAACGUUACUGUCCCCAAUACAACAACAAAAAAUAUUUAAAUACAUUACAUUUUGGCCUAUAAACAUUUAAUUAAAAUACUGUAGAAAUCCAUUCAUUCCAAUGGAGGAUUGCUCCUACUGGAGAGUGCCAAUAUGGCUGACCGAUGGCUUCAAAGCCUCUCAUUGGCCAAUACAUAGCAUCAGCAAUCCAGGGUUUAUAUACACCAUUGGUUUCAGUAGCGUGUCAGGGACCUAAACCUGCUUUUCACUGUCUGUCUGUGGAGACCUAAAGUCAGCACUUCACAAUGUAUUUAUGGAAAUGUAUUUAUGCAUGGAACAAAGCCGUAGACUAAAUGUUUUAACUUUUUAUUUCUUUCACAAAAUGUAUUUUGUCUCUCAAACUGUUACUAAUGUGUCAAUUUCUUUGCACAAUUAACCAAAGGUAACGUGUCAAGCUGGGUUUGAACAGGAGGGCUAUAUACUAAGGGAAUUGCUGGACAUUGCAUGGCCUCUGUAGGCCUCUCCAUGUGGCGCUAACCAUACUCAGUGUACAAAGCAAUAAAUCCAUGGUAACAGUUGUUGUCAACCAUUGAAAAAUGUAAAACACUAGCAUAUGUAACUAGAGCGUUUCUUUUACGUUUCAAGCGGUGUUUUUUGUGAUAUCAAAUAUAGAAAAGAACAAACACAAGUACUUGUAAAAAUAUAAAACCUAUUUAGUUAGAGUCCUCCACACAGCUCUUGACAUGCUGAUAAUGCAGGGAGUUUGUGAGGGGACUGCUCACCAGAAGAGAAUGAUACCCUGGGCCAUUCCUGUGACAUGGAUGAUGUCCUUCUCCAUAUCUCUAUGGUUCCACUCCUGUUGGUGUCUGCGCAUCCGUUGUUCUGUACAGUUUCCAGUGGUCGUUUUGGAGGGUGUGCUAUUGUUCAGUUUUUUCUCUCUCUCUAAACCCUGUUGGUUUGAUUGAUGUGUGUUCUGCCAGUGGCUGGACACCUAUAUUGCCCCCUUAACCCUCUGUCUCUAACCACCUAAACCCCUUUCAUUGUUGCAAUAUUCAAUGACGUGAAGAUUGUCUGUAAAGGUGAUCUAACAUUUACAGAAAUGGCAGAUGUAUAACAUGAAGUAACGGUACCUUCUUCCUGUUUUGUGCCUCUGAGUGAAGUUACAGUGUGAUUCUGUGGCUUAUUUUGCUGUGGCUGUGUCAAUGGAGAGAUUUGUUGAUGUCAAAAUGAAAUGCUCUAUAUAUCCAUUUUAUAAAAAAA